UCUCGCUCGCGAGACAGCGAGCCCAGCAACUUGCCUUGGUGAUCCACGGCAUUCAAGAUAAAGGCUACCUGGAAUUUAUAGCGCAAAAGAGACAGAGGCAAUGCGGAAAUAGGUGGACAGUCCAUGUCACCGAUCUUGCAUCCCACUCCCAGGCUGAGGAUCUGAGAGGUCGCGGGGAUUGCAAUUAAGUGACAAGAAUUAUUUUUUAUUUUGUCCUUCCUUUUCGUCAUAGCGCUUAAAUUACCAGCUUUAAACUACACUUCACUGAGGAUUUGAAACAUUCUUUUUGCGUUUUGCAGUGGGCUAAGAAGAAAAAAUAUACCAGAGGAUCAAGCAACACUUUUUUUCUUCUUCUUGUGAGCAUCAACAUGGACGUGUUGGCAAAUUACAGUAUUUUUCAGGAACUUCAGCUGGUGCACGACACGGGCUACUUCUCGGCGAUGCCAUCGCUGGAGGAGAACUGGCAGCAGACAUGUCUCGAACUGGAGAGGUACCUACAGACAGAGCCCAAAAGGCUUUCGGAGCUCUUCGACGAGGAGCUUGACUGCCUCCUUACGCCAGCCUUCAUGAGGGGAGACAGCGACGAGGACCUGCUGGACCCUCUGCUGCCCAAUUUAUCCGACGAGCCCAGACCCCCACCUCUUCUGGUAUCCCUUCCCAAAAACCUCCAUGCCCCUACCAACGCCAAGAGUACCGACGCAGGGCUAAAAGAAGUCAGUGGAGGGGUUAAUCCCGCCCAGCUAAACGCAGUCACAUCCCUCACACCACCUUCCUCCCCGGAGUUGGGACGCCAUCUUGUGAAACCCACGCAGACUCUUACCGCCACAGCUGAUGGCACGCUCACGCUGAAACUGGUGGCCAAGAAAGUGGGACUUGGGGCAGCAAAGUUAGUAGCGACACAUUCGCUACCUUCGCCACCAAAUCGCGGGGCACAGAGCGACGGUGAAGGAAGCCUGGGAACAGUAGGCGGAGGGGACAUCCCGGAAAACAAAAAGAGGGUCCAUCGUUGCCAGUUUAAUGGCUGUAGGAAGGUUUACACAAAAAGCUCCCACCUAAAGGCUCACCAGAGGACACAUACAGGUGAGAAGCCUUACAAAUGCUCCUGGGAAGGCUGUGAAUGGCGUUUCGCACGAAGCGACGAACUGACAAGGCACUACCGCAAACACACUGGUGCCAAACCUUUCAAGUGCAACCACUGCGACAGAUGUUUUUCCAGGUCUGAUCACUUGGCUCUGCACAUGAAGCGACAUAUCUGAGGCCGAGGGGGACGGAAGAGAGAGAGUGAGAGAAAAAGAGUGAGAACGAAGAGAAGAACAUGUGUGCACCGCCCAUUCAGGAACAUUCACAACAGACUUUGGGUGCACUCGAGGGGUCUGGCCGCAAACGUCACCAGGAGGAACAUGCGAGGCAGCGUGGGCAAGCGUUGUUGGAUUCUACACACUCUCAAGACAGUACAAAAGCCUUUUCAUCAGCGAUUAGCCAUGCCUUACUGAGCGUUAGCUUGGAGGUCAGACACUGCCAAACACCACCUUUUUUUUUUUCCUCAUUCUCUUUUUGUACAGUAACUUACCAAUAGCAUGGGACAGUAAACUGAUAGCUACAUGUACAAAACUGAAACGCACAUGUCAUUCAUCACGUAACAUAAUUCUACUAGAGAAUCAACGAUCAUUGUACAUUCUGGAACUUCCCUUUUCUUCACAAUUACCAACCUGCAGCUAUGUCGUAUAAAGCAAGCAACCAAACACGGAAAACAACAUUGCCAAUACGUUCGGAGGAGUGACCAAUGGAAGUAGCGGCCCCCGAAGCAGUCUCUGCACGGGAAAAAUGAAAAACAAAAAAUACGGCAACGCUCAGGAUGUGUGCUGAUUUCUUGUACUCUUUCGCUCAGGAGCGAACUCUUCUCUGCUCUUCACGCCCGUCACCUCACGGGCGACCGAAAUGAUGCGCAGCGACACUUUCUUGCCUUUGUUUUUUUUUUUAAGACUGUUAAAAAAGAUGGUUUGUUUUCCUUCUGUGCUGAAAUGUCUUAAACUUCUGAAAAGUGAAAACUAACUUUGUGAACAAGCAUAAAUGUGCACAUACGGGCAACGGUAGGGAACUGUGAGCCCUUCUCAGUAUGCACAAGGUUCAGUGGCUGCUAUCUGGCACUGAAAUGUAACAUUGGAAGCAUAAGACAGGAACAGAAACCCCCAGAAAAGUUUGAAACUGCUGGCUUGGUAUGAAAGGACAGAAGUCUUCUAUUUUUCAUUUAGCUUUGCUCAGACUUGAUCCGGUAAAAGUGAACCAGAGUGCGUCGUCACGGACCUUUUGUGACACUGGAAAGAGUUCUUUUGCUUUGUGUUGAUACUGGCACCCAUGUAAGAACAUAGUCCGGUGCACUGGAGGAGACCAACGGAGGAGACGUUAUGGCGGGGAGGGACAGCUGGCAGGAUGUUUGACUCUCAGACUGGAGCACCUGCUGGGAUAAGGAUCCAAGAGAACUCAGUGGUAUCAGCCCAGACAAACUUUGCCUGUUUCGUAUCCAUUGUCUGCACUGAUUUUUUUCAAUGUUAUCUGUGCUUUUUUUCAUACAGUCAAAAAAAAAGCUCAAAAACAAAACAAAAAAAGCAUAAAAACAAAAAACAACUUGGAGGGAAAAAAGCAGAAAACAACAACAACAAAAAAUACAUUAAAAAAAAAAACAAUUUCACACAGACACACACCACAAUGCAGACAGAAUGGUUUCAUUGCUCUUGGCUUUUUCCUGAGAAAAACGCAAGAAGAAAAAAAGCAGAACAAUAAUUACCAAGUUAAUGAACAGCAUUAAAACGAAACACUGCAUGGCAGCCUCUUUCAGACAGACACACACACACACUCGCACACAUACAUGCGCAGCUUGCCUCUCAGCAUUAUUUGUUUUUGCACCGAAAUCUUCACAGCAGGGUUUUAGCAAUUGUUGUUUUGUAGGAUUGCGUUCCAUCCAGACGUCAGACGAUAAAUCGAGAACUUGUUGAUACACCCGAGUAAAUUAUGCUAAACCGGGCCUAGGUCUAGCUCUGUGUUAACAAUCAGCUUCCAAAUAGUGGGCAAAAAAAUAUAUAUCAUCGUUCCCAAGGUUGUGAAGCCUGUCAUGGCGUCACAAUCAGGGCGUUACCCUGCCGACCCUCCUCUUCUGCAUUGAUUUAUUGGCUGCAAGGGUGGAGGGGAGAUUGAAAGCCAUUAUGAUUCAGCGGUAACAUGUUCGGAGUCAUCACAGACUCUACUAAACAAUCCCAGAGUAUCCCUCAGGGGACUUACUGAACUUAAUGUUUGAUACCGUGACUCUCAGUGCAGAACUGCCUAAGACUGAAGGGUUGGUGCCUUUCUCUUGGUUUGAGUCCUGCUGAAGGCAGCUCUUCUAUCACACAUAGACACACAUACACAGACUUACACACACACCAUCACUUCGGUUUGACCACAACUACACGUUUGAUUUCAGUUACCAUUUUCAAUUGAUUUCCUUUUAUUUCCAAGUCAUUUUCUCCAUUAAAAUGCAGUCAUGCCAAAUUUUUGACAAAAUAGGGGAUGAAUUGGUUCAUCUCCAUUUAUGUACAAUCAGUUGUGGUUCGUGGCACUUUUUUCCGCAAGAAGCGGCCCGUAUAUGUGACGAUUGUAUGUAUGAGUUUCUGUAAAGCAAGCGAGCAGGAUGUAUUGUGUCAUGUAAACAUUGUCCAAAGUCCCACAAUUCCACAAAUGGGGCAACUGUCGACGGUGUACAGCAUUCUACGUUACAUCAACUAAAAAGUUAAAUUUCCGUUUUACUCAAGUGGUGAAAAGCUACAUUUGUUACACAAUGCUCUGCUCUCCUGUUUUUGCUCCCUACAGCGACGAUUCCACUUAUUCCUUUAGUCACCAUAUGGGAUAUAACAGAAGGAAUGCAGAGACCAAAAAACGUGUCAUAUCAUUUUCUUUGACACUGACAGACAAUGAAGCCAGUCUUCAAAUUAACACUUAAGGUAUACAUAUAAAUAAUGUCAGUUUAAACACAGUGCAAAGCAAUGUUAAAUGCAAAAUUGCAAACAAAAAAUCCCUUCUUUUGCCAACAUGCUCCAGACGUUACUAAAUGAAUAUGUAAUAGGCCAAUCAGAUUCAUUAGCAGGCAACAUGCCAUACAUAUCGCCUCACAUAUCAAGUGCCAUUUAAAACCCCGAUAUCUCACUCAUAGAACUACAGCAGCAGUCCAGUCAAUUGCACAGGCGUCUGAUGAAUACUUUGCCCAAAGAAUUACGCAUUUGCAAAUAAACUGCUGGGUGUUGAAUGAGAGAAAGAAGAAUUUAGUCUUCUCACAGUAUCUGCCCUUCACCAGCUUCCUAUGAUUUGUUCUUUAAUGUCUAGGUGAUCAUUGGCUUGGUCUUGAGUGUGUGUGCUUGUAAAAUAUGGUUUGAAUGCAAAGUUGAGGAUGAGUUUAGAACCUAGCCUUGAAAUUGAAACAGCGAAUUAGUCGCAUCGGUUCUAGUGCAGGUCACGCAUGUCUUUAGAAAUCACCAUCCAGGCGAUCGUUUUUAAAACGAUCGCUUACGUAAUUCGAACACGAUUUUAACUGUACAGAAGACCACCUUACCUACUGCGAGUUAUCCGUAUGGAGAUAAUGCUGUGGCUGAGUGUUUUACACGACAGUAAGAAUGUUUGAAAACAUUCUGAGGGAACAAAUUUUAAGUGUACUAGAUAUGGGAACUCUUUCGGUGAAGCUCCUUUCCCAAGCCGUUUGCUUUGUUGCUUCAAAGAGACUUUUGGCAGCUUAAAUUUUAUACAAAAAAAAAAAAAAAUGCUUAAAACGUCACAAGGGGGUUUUAUGAUAAAUGGUCAGAGGUGACAACUUUUCAUUUUUAUUGUCCGUAUUGGAACAUUUCACUGCAUAACUAACACACGUCAUUGUUACCGCUAGCUUAGUCUGUUUAAAUGACACUGCUGUCGAUUGUCUACAUAACAUUUAGUGGCAUUUCAAGAUGCACUUAUCACAAGAUCAUCGGAAUGAUUCAUACUUCAGCUUAUUAGAUAAAGCUUGUAGGUUCAUGGCACAACAUUAAUUGUCUUUUACUGCGUAUACACUCAAAUACUCAUCCAUAUAGUUUCCAGUCACUCGCAAACAGAGAUGAGAACUCUAAAGGACUCGUUUGACUUGAGAUAUACUGCAUCUUGAAGCGCAUCUGUAUCCGUGUUUGUCCGAACUUGAUAUGUCAGUAAGUAAGGUUUUCUCCAGGUCUUUCCCUUUGGCUUUUUUGUGUUCUUCACCUCCCACCCCAUCUAUCCCACCCUGCACCUGCAGAACCAUAGUCACUUCCUGAAAGCGCCGUCACUUCAGUUUCAUCCUGCAGUUAUGUUACCAGCUGUCAGCAAUCUCUUACCUAUGAAUGUCCCUAGACAUCACCAACCAGGGAGCAACCGGCCAACAACAGACCUCAAAGCUUUUACAGGUGCUCUCUCUCUCUCUCUUAUCCAAACAUGGAUCUUUCAGACGGGCUCCAGUUGGUAGAGUGGGUACAAGUCUGAAAAAAAAAAAAAAA
Pimephales promelas (fathead minnow) is the source of this 5522-nucleotide messenger RNA. RefSeq names its product Kruppel like factor 7b (gene klf7b). Gene Ontology annotation, molecular function: RNA polymerase II cis-regulatory region sequence-specific DNA binding; DNA-binding transcription factor activity, RNA polymerase II-specific. The record is from RefSeq and is a predicted model, not a curated record. Gene Ontology annotation, biological process: regulation of transcription by RNA polymerase II. Lineage: Eukaryota; Metazoa; Chordata; Actinopteri; Cypriniformes; Leuciscidae.